GCUUUGGAAGAAGAGAUGCCCCUUCGACGUCAAUUUCACGAUUUCAUCGAAUCAAAUGUGUAAAAACAGAAAAAACAGCACAGCGGACCGCGACCAGGCAGAGACAUAGAGAGAACGAAGACGGAGGUGGAAGAAGCACGAAAGAAGAAACAGUGAAGCUUUCACCACGAUCGGAUUCAAACUCUAUUCAACGUUUGUCUUCUCUCUAUAACACCUGAGAAAUUCCAUGUAUCAAUUCUACGAUAAUUUACGCACAGGGAAUUUAUCUGUUCGGAACAAUCUAACUGGUCAAUUUUGGCAUUGACGCCGGUUCGAAUUCUGGAUUCGUAGCAGCUGCCAUUGCCUUACAUAUAAGGCAAUUUUGGGCUCUCAGAUCUGCUACGACCUGAACCGUGCCGCAGCUGCCUGCCUACGAAAUGGACGACCUGGAUGUGUUGGCCAGAGACUUUGGAAUACGACCUGGCGGAAAAUCGGCUCCCAUGAGAUCCGGACAUGGGGAUCGCCGGUCAAGUUCCGUCCGGUCCUCCUCGUCCUCUCCAUUCGUAGACGAUCCAGAUGGAAUGCUGUUCAAUGACGUUUUUGGUGGUCCGCCUAAAUACACGACCUCCACUAACAAUAGCAAUAAGAGCGCAUCGGCAACAAAUGAUUUGGAUUACGAUUCAAUUUUCAAGCCCAGCAAUGAUCCUAAGAGCAAUAAGGAAAGCAGCAGCAAGACGUCUUCUGUGCCGGUGUAUGACAAGCCUGUCUACGAUGAUGAUAUUUUUGAUGGAUUGCCAGGACUGAAGAGCAAGCCAGUUUCAUCAUCAGCUAGAUUUGAUGAUGAUGUGUUUGCCUCAAUAUCUUCACCCCCAAAGAAGAAUUACAGUAGCGAACAGCUUGAUGAUCUGCUAGGAAAUUUGGAUAGAGGUGAGAAGGUGGCAGAACUGCGGAGCAGUAAGAAUUCAAGUUCGAGUGCAUUUGAUGAUUUGCUAGCUGAUUUUGCGAGUGUAAGUCCAGCAACCACGAAGAGGCCAUCUACUGGGUCUAGUAAUCAACAACCUUCAAAACCGUCCGGCAGUUCAAGUCAAACAUCAAGUACUAUGGAUGACCCUUUUGUCGUAUUAAGAACAACUUCACCCCCCGUGUCUUCUUCAGGGGUAUUUUCUGAUCCACUUGAAGACAUUACUAAGAUUGGUAAACCUGCAAGUUCAAAGGUCAAUUCUUCAUCUAUAGGUGGGAAUGUAUUUGAUGACUUGGAUCUACUGAAUGGUUUUGGUAAAUCUGCUCCACAAUUAUUCCCUGAUAGGAAUAAAAUAAGUAAAGAGUCAAGUCCUUCAUGGGAUGAUGGACCACUGACAAAUGAGUCAGAAGUACUCACAUCUAAAGAAAAUAUUGUGAAAUCUUCGUCUAAGCAUUCUGAAAUUCCAGGGGACAGCUUUCAGGAGCCUCCUCUUUUUGACAUGCCUCUAGACGAGACUCGGAAGAAAACAUUCAGUCAAUCAGCUUCCCCCCCUUCAUAUGAAAGUGCAAAUCAUACUGAGACAAGCUCCCAGGUGGAUACGUCUCCUAGGUCAGAGGGACCAGUUCAACCAUCAGAAGAUAUUUGGCUCACUGUAUCAGAGAUUCCUCUUUGCACACUACCCACGAGUGAUCCACCUCCAUCCCGGCCCCCACCUCCAAUUCCAAGGUGGACCUCAAAGUCAGAGAGAGUCUUCUCUACUUCACAGGCAAGAAGAAGAGUUGAUGAUUCUUCUUCUUCACCGAGUUAUGGACAAUACUCUCGAAGUCCUAACCCUUCUUCCUCCGCUGCUAAUAAGAGCCCUCCAGUUUCACAACUGGAUGAACUUGAGGAAUUUGCCAUGGGAAUGACUCGAAACAGUAUUGAUGGAAAUGAUGUUUUUAAUGGUGAAGAAGUAAAUGCAAACACUGCUGCUGCUGCAAUGAAAGAGGCUGUUGAUAAUGCUGAGGCUAAAUUUAGACAUGCUAAAGAAGUACGGGAAAGAGACUAUGUAAAAGCUGCUAGAAGUAAGGAAGCUGUGCAUCUGGAAAGUGAUGACCAAGUCAUGCAUGAGAUGCAAGCAAAGGAAUACAGGGAAACCCAAGAAAGAUUAGAGUUGGAACGAAAUCAACGUGAAAAGGAAGAGCAAGAGAGGGAACAGAGAAGGCUCGAAAGAGAGAGGGAGCUUGAAAGGGAGAGGGCCAGGCAAGCUGUAGCAAGGGCUACAAGGGAAGCACGUGAUAGGGCUGCAGCUGGGGCCCUCGAAAAAGCAGCUGCUGAAGGUCGUAAGAAAGCUGAAAAGGCUGCUGUUGAGAAGGCAUCAGCUGAAGCACGAGAGCGGGCUGAGAGGGCUGCGGUUCAGAGAGCACAAGCAGAAGCUCGUGAAAGAGCUGCUGUUGCUGCUAGGGAAAGGGCAAAUGCGGAAACUAGGGAAAGAGAAGCACGUGAAAAAGAAAAGGCUGAUGCCGAGUCCCGCCGUCGUGCAGAACGAGCUGCCGUAGAAAAGGCUGCUGCAGAAGCACGUGAGAGAGCUGCUGCUGACGCUCGAGAAAGAGCUGCUAGGACGAGUCAACAAAAGAAUGAUAAUGAUCUCGAGUCCUUCUUUAGUACUCGAUCAAGCAAUGUGCCAAAAACUACUACUCCGGAAAUGAAGUUCGAUGCACAGUUCCAGAAUAAGGGAAGUUCUGAGAGGGCAAAGUCACCGUUUUCUUCUGGCGGGGUCUCCUCUAACAUAAAGAAAGUUACACCCACCAAUAAUAUGGUAGAUGAUUUGUCUUCAAUUUUUGGAGAUUUUCCAUCUCCCGGAGAGUUUCAGGAGGUUGAUGGGGAAAGUGAGGAAAGAAGAAGAGCUCGAAUGGAUCGUACUCAGCGUACUCAGGAGCGUGCGGCAAAAGCUUUGGCGGAAAUGAAUCAACGUGAUCUUCAAGUCCAACGGGAACAGGAAGAAAGACACCGGAUUGCUGAGUCAUUUGAUAUUGAAAUCAAGAGAUGGGCUGCUGGAAAGGAAGGGAAUCUGCGGGCACUUCUAUCGACUUUGCAAUAUGUUCUCUGGCCUGAAUGUGGUUGGCAGCCUGUUUCGUUGACAGAUUUGAUCACUGGUGCCUCUGUCAAGAAAGUGUAUAGAAAAGCAACCCUUUGUAUACAUCCUGAUAAGGUACAACAGAAAGGCGCCACUCUUCAGCAGAAAUAUGUUUCUGAGAAAGUCUUUGAUCUGCUUAAGGAAGCAUGGAACAAAUUUAACUCGGAGGAGCUAUUCUAGAAAGUCUACUACAUGUAUUGAUUAGCUUUGUGUGGCUGUUAGUGAUGGGACGGAGUGUAUGUAUAGAUGAAGCUAUGUAUGCAUGCACCAUUGGCAUUGUUGAUGCUUAUAUGCACAUAAUUUACUUGUGAUGUUGGGGUCUUCCUUUGCUUGCUUUCUAGCAAAGCAAUGCAAAAGCUGGGUUUAUUUAGUACGGUGAAGACUGAAGAGGCAUUCAUUUGUUGUUGCUGCUGCUGCUGGGAUGCAUAUGGUAAAAUUAAGUAUCAUCCAUCUGUUUUGUAAAUUGAUUUUAUUGCCGGUGAUGAGUUAUACGAUGUAUACUAUAUAGUUUUGUUUCCAAUCAUCAUGUGGUUCUAUGUCGCGUUUGGUUGCCUCCCACUUCAUCUGGAUGCUGCAGAUGAACUUUGUUUUUUAAUCACAUUGUUGUGAAUUUUACCCUUUGUUUGGUGUAAUGCAAAAUGUCUUCUCUCUUUCCUUUUUUGUUUUCUCAAUCUCCAUAUGAGAACUGCAAUGUACUUAGCAAAGAUCUAUAUUAUGAAAUGUAAUUUUUUCUUUCUUUUCAUUUUGUAUAUCUUCGUAUUUUUUAUAGCUUGAAAAUGUCU
Cuscuta europaea is the source of this 3838-nucleotide messenger RNA. The record is from the annotation of a GenBank genome assembly. Lineage: Eukaryota; Viridiplantae; Streptophyta; Magnoliopsida; Solanales; Convolvulaceae.